This is a messenger RNA of Ceratina calcarata, 676 nucleotides long. RefSeq lists its product as uncharacterized. The record is from RefSeq and is a predicted model, not a curated record. NCBI's taxonomy places the organism in Eukaryota, Metazoa, Arthropoda, Insecta, Hymenoptera, Apidae. The transcript has 4 exons. The annotation marks the transcript as partial.
UCAUUUGGAACUGCAUCCAGUCUACACGAAUUCGCGUUUCCUUAAAGGAAAUGGAGUUGUUGAAGGAAUUCCUGCAAUGAUACCACCGCAGUAUUAUCCAUUCAUCCCACCGGUAGUACAUAAUCGUCGCAGAAGAUCUAUCGAUGGGGGACUCGAUACUACAGAGCAGAAGACCAAACGUAGUAAGGACGAUGAUGUGGCCAAGAAGUCGACCUUAGAGAAUAACAAACUGUCAGUGUUUGAUGCGCAAAGUCAAGAUGAGAAACGCGUGAACGUGCGACAAAGCAGUGGUCUGUUUGGUUUGGAUCCAUCGAACAUGUAUACAUAUUAUCAGCAACAGACUCCCACACAAUCGAAUCUAGCGGAAUACGACACAAAUUCUAUGAAAGACGCGAGCCAGCAAGCACGAGCGAAUUCUGAGGCAGAGACAGAAGAGCAAAUAUUAAGACGAAAAGAGGGAAACCCUGUAAAAAUUACAUUCCCCCAAGUGAACAUGGAAAAUCUCCAACAUGCAAUGCUUCUACAACGAUCUGCUUCUCAAUCAGAACAGCAACAACAAGUGGAACAGAAUGGAGAAGAGCUUGCUGCUGAUACCAAGUCAACGUCUGAUUCCGAUGAGUCGUCAGCAACUUCACUUAGCGCCAGGACGAAAAAUCAUGCGCAUCAACAUAUUAAG